UGAAGUCUGUGAGAAAGAGGGUAAAGAGUAGCUGAAGAGAUUGAAUGGCAGUAUAACUUCCUGUUGACAAGAAGUUGCCUUUCAUACCUGCAUGAUCCUGGUUCUGUAAUUGGAUAAAAACUCUCUAAAGACCUUGAGCCUCAAUCAAUAGAAUGGAUCCAACGACUGAACUGCGCUGAGCACAUUUUCCCAGCACAUUCUGGGAUGGAGAGAAACUCUCAUAUUCCAUGGCAGGAAUGCUGCUACCUGGAUCUAAAGUCAAAUGCACAAAAACAAGAGACUAACAAAAGGAUGGAGGAUCCCAGCUGGUUAUGCAAGCACAAGACGUUGCUGCAACGGUUUUUGUCCAACUCCAUCUUAGUAAAUGUGGUUCAUCACAUGAGAAAAUCAGACAAACUCAGUGUGCAGGAAGUGGGGCUUAUCCAGGAAAUGGGUUCUUUGAAGGAUAAAGUGCAUUCAUUGGUCGAGUUCCUGUCUGUCACGGAUCCGCAAGGCACCACCCUUCAGGCAUACCUUCAAAAAUUGCACCCUAAAGAGUAUAACCUUAUAACUGUACAUGACUCUGUGGUUCAGCAGAAUAAAGAUGCUCUCCUUCAGCGACUUAAUGAAGAAAGUGUAAAUUCUUCGUACCAGGGUGUCGGUAACUCAUAUGGCUCUACGCUCCUCCUCAUAGAGAGCGUUUCUGAUCUACAGCAACGAGAGCAUGACCUCGUGCAAGUGUCUGUAAACAGAGGGGCGGGGCCUCUUCAUGGCCGAGCACUGGGAUUGGACAAGCUGAUUGCACCUCUGACCAGGGUCAGCACCGCCCCACGAGUGACACUGACAGUGGGCGUGGCCGGUAGCGGGAAGAGCCGAUUGGUUCACCAUUAUGUCCGCAUCUGGAGUGGCGGGCAGGUCUAUCCUGACCUGAGUCUCGUAAUCCCUAUUGCUUGCUGGGAAUUGAACAAUUAUGACCGCUUAUCGGUUGAACGCUUGCUACGAUUGUUUGUUGCAUAUGAUAACGUGGAUGUAAUUAUUGGUAACGAAGCCUGCAAAGUGUUACUCAUCUUUGACGGAUUGGAAGAAUUCCGUCAGCCUCUUGAUUUCGCCGAUGCCCCGUCCAAUAGCGACCCUCGGCGGGAAAUUCCUGUGUCAGACCUCAUUACGAAUAUCGUUCGUGGUAACCUUUUGCCAGGGGCAAAUAUUUGGCUUUUGUCAAGACCUGGCAUUGGGGCAAAGGUGCCGGCCGGAUUGGUCGAUCGUGUGACGGAAGUCCCACCUCUAUUGCAAACGCAAAUAAAGGAUUACGUUAAUCACUAUAUUACGAACACACUGGAUAUGUACUCUUUACCGCAAGACAACUCAAAGUCAAGAACAUCGAGUCAAAGUGAUUCCAAUGCCUACAUACCAGAGGAUGUCUCCUCCCAGGUGUGGGCAUACCUGAAUUCCCAGAAACCAUUGCUUGUUUUGUGUACUGUACCCGCUGUCUGCCAUAUUAUCAUAACAACGCUGUCUCGCCUUCUGAAGGCGGAAACAGAUGCAACGUCCCUUCCUCGGACACUAACAGAGAUCUAUGCCCACUUUUGUUGGCCACACCUCUCCGGAUCUGAUUCAAGUGGCAGCAUCAGGAAGCCAUUGAGUUCUCUGGGUCGGAUGGCUUUCUAUAGCUUGUUACGUCGACGGCAUACGUUCAGCGAGGCUGAAUUGCGAACUUACGGUUUUGAUGUCCCACCUCAGGUAGGGACUCUUGACUACCGAAUUCUGCGGCGUAAGCGAAGCUGGUCGUCCGAUAACGUGGCAUGGCAGUUCACGCACACUUCCGUGCAGGAAUUCCUGGGAGCGCUGUUUUAUUACGUUUCUUCAAGGCGCGGAAUGUUCGAUCUCUUCUCAGAAAGUGGCGUCUCCUGGCCACGAAUUGGUUUCCAUAGCCACUACCGUGCUGCGCUUCAGAAAACCAACCAGUCAGAUGUUGCAGCCCAGGGCAACCUCGACCUCUUCAUGCGAUUUCUGUCAGGACUGUUGUCGCCAACAACAAGUGCUUUGCUGGGUGGUCCACUGGGCAUAGGACGUGAGGAGCAGGUGACCCAGCGCACCACAGCGACAAGCUUGCUUCAGAAUGCAAUCACCAGUACAGGAGGAGACGCCGUCAGUAUGCGCAGUGUCACCAUGGUUACAUGUCUGGCGGAGUUGCAGCAGGGGGAGUGGCUAAGGUCAGUGGAGGAUGAUCUAAUUAACUGUGGCCUGCGGGGAAAGUUAAAGGACGGAGUUUGUGCUGUGCUUGCAUACUUGUUGCAGGUAUCAGAUACAUGUACCGACGAGACGCAACUGUCCAAUUGCCUAGACUCGACCUCCCUGAAAAGGCUCCUCCCACAGCUCCUGUAUUGCAGUAAGCUAAGAAUGGAAAACAAUGAAUUUAAGGAAGGUUCAAUGGAGUUGUUGGGAAGUUUGCUAAGUGCCAAGGAGUGUCAUAUUCAGACCCUCAGUCUUGCAGAUAACUCAAUAAGCAGUAAAGGAAUCAAACCGCUCAGUCGAGCUUUACUCGUCAACCGGACCCUCACAGCUCUCGAUCUCCGUGGCAACAACAUCAGUGCCAAGGGAGCAAAGACUUUGUGUGAGGCCCUAAAAAUGAACCAGGUCCUUGUCUCAGUCAAUCUGCAGAGUAAUCAUAUUGAGGAUGAAGGUGCCCGUGCAUUGGCCGACGUUCUUCAGUCAAACCGAAAGCUUACCACACUGAAUGUUCAGAAGAAUGGCAUUGGACCAGACGGAGUGAAAAGAAUUGCAGAUGCGCUCACAAAGAAUCAAACUCUACAGGAAAUAAAUGUAUCCAGUAAUCAUUUGGGUGAUUUGGGAACAGUGGCUCUGGCUCAAGCUCUUAUAUUCAACCACUCAGUCCACACACUCAGUCUUCAGAGUAACUCUGUUAGCGACAGAGGAAUUCAAGCUCUCUCUCACGCUCUUCAAUCAAACCGAGGACUCAGCAGUCUGAAUCUAAGGGAGAAUUCAAUAGGAGUUUCAGGUGCCAAAGACAUCGCCAAAGCCUUAAAAGUCAACACCUCUCUCAGAGAACUCGAUCUGACAGCUAAUCUUCUUCAUGAUGAGGGGGUGACAGCCAUAGCUGAAGCCAUGAGGGUCAACAGAGCGAUCACUUCAUUACAUCUCCAGUGGAACUUCCUGAAGGCUGGAGCGGCUAAAGCUUUAUCACAGUCUCUCAUGAGCAACACCUGCAUUCAGCUGCUGGACCUGCAGGAGAACACUCUGGGUGAUAAUGGGGUCAUUUCACUGGCCAGUGCACUGAAGACAAACUCCUCUCUCAAGACCCUCUAUCUUCAGGGUGUAUCUGCCGGUAAAGCAGGGGCCAUGGCGCUGGCUGAUGCUCUGGUGGUCAAUGAAACCCUUCAUACACUAGAUCUUCGUGGCAACUCCAUUGGGAUGGAGGGAGCGAAGGCAUUUUCCAGCGCUCUGAAGAUUAACAGGAGUUUGAGAAGUCUCAAUCUACAGGAGAAUUCUCUGGGGAUGGAUGGAGCGAUCUUCAUUGCCACAGCGUUGAGAGGGAACCAUCAACUCACCUACAUUAAUCUCCAGGGUAACGGCAUUGGUGAGUCAGGGGCAAAGGUCAUCUCCGACGCCAUCAAAGCUGGUGCACCAGAGUGUGUGGUGGACAUCUAGCAUGCACGCACUCUCAACAAAGCAAACAUUGUA
Messenger RNA from Xyrauchen texanus (razorback sucker), 3678 nucleotides. RefSeq names its product NLR family CARD domain-containing protein 3-like. The transcript has 19 exons. Gene Ontology annotation, molecular function: protein binding. Gene Ontology annotation, cellular component: cytosol. The coding region runs from base 205 to 3645 and encodes 1146 amino acids. Gene Ontology annotation, biological process: negative regulation of canonical NF-kappaB signal transduction. Lineage: Eukaryota; Metazoa; Chordata; Actinopteri; Cypriniformes; Catostomidae. The record is from RefSeq and is a predicted model, not a curated record.